Molecule: messenger RNA, 723 nt
Organism: Entrophospora sp. SA101
Lineage: Eukaryota; Fungi; Glomeromycota; Glomeromycetes; Entrophosporales; Entrophosporaceae
Source: the annotation of a GenBank genome assembly
AUGGAGAUGGCAUUACGUAUGUUGAGAACUGGAGAAACAUCCACUCAAAAUAUUUUACCUGAUAUAAAGAUAAUUAAGUAUUACUGGACUGGUCAAGAUGGCUCUUAUCUUACUGAAUUCCUCUUAGAAAACGGCCACACUGUUCAUGGUAUUAUCCGUCGUUCUUCUUCGUUCAAUACUGGUAGACUUGAAUAUUUAUACAAAGAUCAACAUGAACGUCCAAAAAUGGCUCUCCAUUUAUGGAAAGCUGACAGAUUUCAUAUUGUUUCACAAGUGUUUUCAACUGAAAUUUAUAAUCCUGGAGGUGAUAUAGAUGGUUUGAGAACUUUACGUUUAUUAGAUGCCAUCAGAAUUGUUGGUUUAGCAAACCAUGUUAGAUUUUAUCAGACAUCCACGUCUGAGCUUUAUGGCAAAGCUGUAGAAACUCCACAGUCAGAAACCACACCAUUUUGUCCUCGAGGUCGUACUUUUGUAACUCGUAAAAUUUAUAGAGCCGUAGCUGAAAUUCACUUAAAUAAACAAAGUUGCAUAUAUCUUGAUAACAUUGAUUCUAAGCGUGAUUGGGGUCAUACAAGAGAUUACAUUGAAUUUGUUGAAAAAUCAUUUGCUGUAAUUAAUAAAACCAUUGUUUGGAAAAGCGAGGAUGAAAAUAUGGUUGGAAGUGAAGUUGACGCUGGAAUCGUUCGCGUAUGCGUAGAUCCAAAAUACUUCCGUCCAACCUAA